GGAGAUCAGAAACCCUUCACCACGGGCUGCACGGCGGUGGUGGAAGUGAAGAUCUUCGGAAGGUCCCUGGGCAAGGAUGAUGUGCUGCUGGACAUUUGUGUGGCACAGCGGUUGCUGCGCGACAUCAUGGCACGCUACGAUCAUCAGAAUUUGGAUCUGCUGGAUGAGUUUCAGCUUCCGCGACGCAACACCACCGUGGAGGUCAUGGCGAAGGCGAUUCAUGGGCACUUCGUGGAUGGCCUGCAGCAGCAUCACCAGGAAUCUCGCCGAGCUGGGCGAGAAGGUUUGGAACACUUGUCACGAAUCGAAGUGCUGAUCAAGGAAAGUGACGUGGCCUUCGCAGGCUUUGCGGAGCAGUUGACCAUCGAAUGAAAAGGGCUGCCAGGCCGUGGAUGUCCGCGAAUCGCGAAUGCUCG
Cladocopium goreaui is the source of this 416-nucleotide messenger RNA. NCBI's taxonomy places the organism in Eukaryota, Dinophyceae, Suessiales, Symbiodiniaceae. The record is from the annotation of a GenBank genome assembly.